Molecule: messenger RNA, 579 nt
Organism: Sycon ciliatum
Lineage: Eukaryota; Metazoa; Porifera; Calcarea; Leucosolenida; Sycettidae
Product: sperm motility kinase Tcr mutant form-like
Exons: 3
Coding region: 1-579 (192 amino acids)
Biological process (GO): protein phosphorylation
Molecular function (GO): protein kinase activity; ATP binding
Source: RefSeq, a predicted model, not a curated record
AUGGCUCUCCGUAGCCUCACAAAACGCGUGUUUGGACAGGAGGUUCAAUAUGAUGAGGCCAAUAACCUUCUCAACAAUGAUAUAGCGAUCAGUGAAGACCUGCUGGGGAAAGGAGUGUUUGGAGAGAUUCGGAAAGCAAUCCUCCCGGGAAGAAGUAACAUUGUCGCCAAAAUUAUCCAGAAGCGUGAUUUGGACAUGAUUCAGACCGAGGCCGAAGUCUGUCUCAAGCUGCGCCACCCCAAUAUCGUGGCUUGCUUUGGGGAAGCUCAGACUGAUAGGUACGCAGUGUUAUUUUUCCACCAAAUGAACGGCCGCACGCUGAGCCGCUGGGCGCAGGACAUCCAGACGCAGCACAAGCGUAGUCUGAAAGAAGACGAUAUCCGCCCAAUCAUGUGGCAAGUCCUACACGCCCUGCAUUACCUGCAGACGGCAUGCAUCGUUCAUGCAGAUCUACACGCCGACAAUAUAAUGGUAGCAGCGAACGGCACUGCUAUGCUGAUCGAUUUUGGCUGGGCGCAGAACUUUCGCUGGGGAAAGCCAGGCAUGUUGCGGCCCAGCAACUACGCAUACCCGCCUUAG